This is a messenger RNA of Ictalurus punctatus (channel catfish), 2388 nucleotides long. RefSeq names its product glycogen synthase 2 (gene gys2). Gene Ontology annotation, molecular function: alpha-1,4-glucan glucosyltransferase (UDP-glucose donor) activity. The coding region runs from base 16 to 2091 and encodes 691 amino acids. NCBI's taxonomy places the organism in Eukaryota, Metazoa, Chordata, Actinopteri, Siluriformes, Ictaluridae. The transcript has 16 exons. The record is from RefSeq and is a predicted model, not a curated record. Gene Ontology annotation, cellular component: cytoplasm. Gene Ontology annotation, biological process: glycogen biosynthetic process.
GGAUUUCUUCCCAUCAUGCCCCUGACCAGGUCUCUGUCCAUGAGCUCUCUGAGCGGUCUUCCUCUGUGGGAGGAAGAGGAGUUACCUGUGGAGGAUCUGCUGCUGUUUGAGAUAGCAUGGGAAGUCACCAACAAAGUGGGAGGGAUUUACACCGUCAUCCAGACCAAAGCUAAGAUCACAGUGGAUGAGUGGGGUGAGAACUUCUUCAUGAUCGGCCCUUACUACGAACACAACUUCAAGACACAGGUGGAGAAGUGUGAACCUCCGAACUCUGCCGUGAAAGCAGCCAUGGAGUCCAUCACCAACAACGGCUGUCAGGUGCACUUUGGCCGGUGGCUCAUAGAAGGCAGUCCGUAUGUGAUCCUGUUCGAUAUCGGAGCCGCAGCCUGGAACCUGGACCGCUGGAAGGGAGACUUGUGGAACACUUGCGGCAUCGGGCUGCCAUACCACGACCGAGAGGCCAACGACUCGCUCAUCUUCGGUUCACUCGUGGCCUGGUUCUUCAAAGAGCUAACAGAUCGUCUUCGGGACAAACCCAACGUAAUCGCUCACUUCCACGAGUGGCAGUCCGGAGUCGGCCUCGUGCUCAGUCGCUCCCGGAAGAUCCCCAUGGCCACCAUGUUUACUACACACGCUACGCUCCUGGGUCGCUAUCUGUGUGCUGGAAAUAUGGACUUCUACAACAACCUGGAUAAGUUUGAUAUCGACCGGGAGGCGGGAGAGAGGCAGAUCUACCACCGCUACUGUCUGGAGAGAGCUGCAGUGCACUGCUCGCACGUUUUCACCACCGUCUCUCAGAUCACCGCGGUGGAGGCCAACCACAUGCUUCACAGGAAACCCGAUGUGGUUACACCGAACGGUCUGAAUGUUAAAAAGUUCUCAGCUAUGCACGAGUUUCAGAACCUGCACUCGCUGAACAAACAGAAGAUCCAGGAGUUUGUGAGAGGACAUUUCUACGGACAUCUGGACUUCAAUCUGGAGAAAGCGCUUUUCUUCUUCAUCGCAGGCCGCUACGAGUUUUCCAACAAAGGAGCCGAUAUUUUCCUGGAGGCGUUGUCCAGGCUGAAUUACCUGCUUCGGGUGCAUAAGAGUGACGUGACGGUGGUGGUUUUCUUCAUCAUGCCAGCGAAGACGAAUAACUUCAACGUGGAAAGCCUGAAAGGUCAAGCCGUGCGCAAGCAGCUGUGGGACACCGCGCAGUCGGUGAAGGAGAAGUUCGGCAAACGCUUGUAUGAUGCCUUGUUAAGGGGCGAGAUCCCAGACAUGAGCAAGAUCUUAGACAAAGACGACUUCACCAUAAUGAAGAGGGCCAUUUACGCAACGCAGAGACACACUCUCCCUCCAGUGACCACUCACAACAUGCUGGACGACUCGACGGACCCCAUCCUGAGCAACAUCCGCCGCAUCGGCCUCUUCAACGGCCGCAACGACAGAGUCAAGAUUGUUUUCCACCCCGAGUUCCUGUCCUCCACCAGCCCCCUGCUGCCCAUGGACUACGAGGAGUUCGUCCGCGGCUGCCAUCUGGGAGUCUUUCCAUCUUAUUAUGAACCCUGGGGAUACACACCAGGUGAGUGCACGGUGAUGGGCAUCCCGAGUGUGACGACUAACCUCUCCGGGUUCGGCUGCUUCAUGGAGGAGCACAUAUCAGACCCGGCUGCCUACGGAAUUUAUAUCGUGGACCGACGUUUCUGCUCGGCAGACGAGUCGUGUAAUCAGCUCACUCAGUUCAUGUUCACGUUCUGCCAGCAGUCACGACGGCAGCGUAUCAUCCAGCGCAACCGCACAGAACGCCUGUCAGACCUGCUGGACUGGAGAUACCUCGGCCGGUUCUCUGUGUGUCUGUGUUUCAGUUCUACAUGCACGCCAGGCACCUGGCCCUCAGCAGAGCUUUUCCCGAGCUAUAUAAACUGGACACGCUCGCACCUCCACCGACUCAAGGAUUCCGUUAUCCCCGUCCCCCGUCGGUCCCGCCCUCUCCCUCGGCCUCCCUCCACUCCACCCCGCAUCACAGCGACGCCGAGGACGAGGACGAGGACGAAGACGACGCCGAGCCCUACGAUGAAGAAGAGGAGGCCGAGAGGGACAGAGUGAACAUCAAGUCGCCCUUCAGUCUAGGAGCCGUACCGAAGGGUAAGAAGAAGCAACCGGGAGAAUACGGGAAUUAGAGAUGCCACGCCCAUACCACACAAAACCCCGCCCACUUUCACACCUUGCCCCACCCACUUGUUAAGCUCAACAUUCCGGAAGUAUGAAGCAUGUUGAUGUCACGAAGAAAUGGCAUUUCUGAUUGUGGACACCACGACCACAAUAAGUUGAGUGCAAAAGUUUGUGCCCCCCCCUUUUUUUUUUUGUAUUAAAGGAGGAUGUUUUACAAUUUCCCCAUUAAAA